AUGGUAUUUUCAAUUAAACAUGGAGAACCAAAUUUAUACAUCGGACAAACACAAAUAGAUCGAUUAUUUGGUAAAACUCCAAUACAUAAAGAAUCGGAUGAACACAUGCAAGUAUGUGGAAUAGUACAGUAUCGUCCAGACCAUCCUUGAUUACAAUGACAAAACGUAGUACCUUUAGGAUCUUGUGAAUAUCUGAUACAUUGACCAUGUCUACAUGGUUGAUUUGCACAAGUUUGAAUAUUAUUGUCUAUGCGUGGAAUGGACAACUGAACAGCAAUACGAUGUACAGGCAGAAAAGGAAACUUAAUUGGCACAAGAAAGCUUCCUCGAUAAGUUAAUGAAAUCGUUUCAUAGA
This is a messenger RNA of Rotaria sp. Silwood1, 355 nucleotides long. Lineage: Eukaryota; Metazoa; Rotifera; Eurotatoria; Philodinida; Philodinidae. The record is from the annotation of a GenBank genome assembly.